AAACUAAAGCGCUGUUCUUCCCCAUUUCGGUUUCUCCCCCUCAUUCUGCUUCUCUAUCUUUUUCCUCUAAAAAUUUCUGCAGACGACAAGUUUUCCACAAAUCAGCUAUUAGUCGGAAUUUCGGAGUAACUGCAAGAUUAAAGUGUGCAAUUUAACGAAAUGGCAAAUAGCAAGUACGAAUAUGUGAAGUCAUUUGAGGUGGAUGAUGAAAUCAUGCUGCCCAACACCAUCAUUGUCCGUGUUCAUGCCCGUGAUUUCUGCAGGUUUUCUGAAAUGCAUGAGUUUGAGAAGCCGAAUGAUAAGAAAGCAUUAGAGUUAAUGAAUGAGUGUGCCAAUGCUGUUUUGGAGCAGUUUCCAGAUGUUAUAUUCUCGUAUGGUUUCAGUGAUGAGUACAGUUUCAUAUUCAAAAAGGAAACCAAGUUCUACCAGCGGCGUGGCAGCAAGAUACUCUCUCUUAUUGUGUCUUUCUUUUCAUCCACUUAUGUUACUAAGUGGAGGGCUAUUCUCCCUCAGAAAGAUUUGAAAUGUGCCCCUUCAUUUCGGGCUCGAGUUAUUUGCUGUGCAUCUAUGGAGGUUCUUCAAGCAUGUCUGUUAUGGAGACAAAAUGAAUGUCACACAAAUAAUCAGUAUAAUACUUGUCUUUGGCAGCUGAUUAAAAGUGGAAAGAGUAAAGAGGAAGCACAAGCCACAUUGAGGGGGUCUCUUAAACAAGAUAAAAAUGAAUUGCUUUACCAGUGUUUUAACAUCAACUACAAGAAAGAUAUUCCGGAGAUGUUUCGCCAAGGUACAUGCACUCUCAAGACAGAGGUUGAAGAUAUUGUGAAGUACAAAGAUGAUGGCUCCCCUGUCAAAAGAACUAGGAGGAAAGUCUUAAGAGUUCACUCAGAAAAUAUUGCAUCAAAAAGAUUUUGGAAGGAAAAAUCUUGUCUCUCGAAAGAAGAGCUGGACCAAUUUUGUGAAGAUUUGAACAAAACUAGACCUGAGUAUGUCAAAUCUUUCCAAUACGAGAGCAGAUUGAUGUUGUCCACCUGGAUCGUUGUUCGCAUUGAUGGCUGUCAUUUCCACAGGUUUUCCGAAAUUCAUGAAUUCGAGAAGCCUAAUGAUGCACAAGCUCUCAAUCUGAUGAAUGCAUGUGCUGUUGCUGUACUGGAAGAGUUUAGGGAUGUCAUUUUUGCUUACGGUGUUAGUGAUGAGUACAGCUUUGUUUUGAAGAAGGACUCUCAGCUAUAUCAAAGAUGUGCCAGUGAGAUAGUUUCUUCUAUUGUAUCUUUCUUUUCUUCAACGUACACGAUGAGAUGGAAUGAGUUUUUCCCGCAAAAAGAGAUGAAACGCCUACCAUAUUUUGAUGGUCGUGCUGUUUGCUACCCAUCCAAUGAGAUCAUUAAGGAUUAUCUAGCAUGGAGACAAGUUGAUUGUCACAUCAACAAUCAUUACAAUACUUGCUUCUGGUUGCUCGUGAAAUCCGGAAAGAGCAAGAGCGAAGCACAAAAUGAUUUGAAGGGGACUCAAACUCCGGAGAAAAAUGAAAUUCUUGAUAGACUUACUGGAAUUCUCAACUAUUACGACACAUUGCCACCUAUGUUCUGCCUGGGAUCGUCCAUUUUCUGGGACAAAGAGACGAAGAUGGUGGACAACGAAGAAGGUGCUACUGGCAAGUCGCGCAGGGUAGUCGUUGUAGGACAUUGCAACAUAAUCGAGACAGGCUUCUGGGAAGCGCAUCCUGAGAUACUAGACGAGAAGGUGGAUCGUUUUAAAUCGGUUCAAAUGGCCAAUGUUAAGAGCACUCCCAAUGGUCCGGCGAUACACUCGGCGAUUUUUCGACUUAGCGGUGCGGAGAGUGAGGGAAGCGCGACCCCCAUCGACUUGACUGGGGAUGGUCCGCACGAGCGCCCUGUGGGAGCGAAGAAGGCGAAGGGGAGGCGGAAGGGGAAGGGCGCAUCGUCGGAUGCCCAGUCGGAAUCCCAGUUCAUACAACAAGCCACGCUCUCUGCCAAUGUCGCCAGUCUGACGCAGCUGUACACGCUGUACUUCACCGGCGGCGGAACCCCAGAAGAGAAGCAGUCCCUCUGGUCGACCAUCCAAAAUAUGAAGAUCCCGAUGGGCCUCCCGCCGGACGCUCCUCCCUCUUAGUUUUUUAAAUCUUUGUUUUUUAUGGUGUUUUAUUUGUAGUUUUUUUUUUCUCGUUGUAUUAUAUUUUCCA
This is a messenger RNA of Salvia hispanica, 2200 nucleotides long. Its product is annotated as tRNA(His) guanylyltransferase 1-like. The record is from RefSeq and is a predicted model, not a curated record. Gene Ontology annotation, biological process: tRNA modification. NCBI's taxonomy places the organism in Eukaryota, Viridiplantae, Streptophyta, Magnoliopsida, Lamiales, Lamiaceae. Gene Ontology annotation, molecular function: tRNA guanylyltransferase activity; magnesium ion binding.